Symbiodinium pilosum is the source of this 505-nucleotide messenger RNA. The record is from the annotation of a GenBank genome assembly. NCBI's taxonomy places the organism in Eukaryota, Dinophyceae, Suessiales, Symbiodiniaceae.
GACAUUCGGCCACCAUUUCGACCAAAGCCUGGAGGGCGUCCACCUACCAAGCAACUUGAAAAGGUUGUCGUUCGGCCAGUAUUUCGACCAAAGCCUAGACGUUGUCGCUCUGCCCAGCGGCCUUGAGACCUUGACCUUUGGGGACUGCUUCAACGAGAGCUUAUCAGCGGUAACGCUACCCAGCAAUCUGCAGACAUUGACUUUCGGUGACCGGUUCAACCACAGCUUGGAUGAUGUGGCCUUCCCAAGCAACUUAAAGAGUCUGGCCUUCGGCCGCAGCUUCAACCAGAGCUUGGCCGCUGUGGAGCUGCCCAGUAGCCUCCAAACUUUGAUCUUCGGUGCCGAUUUCAACCAGAGCCUACAAGGAACUUCUCUUCCGAGCGGACUUCGGACGCUGACGUUUGGCCAAGGUUUCAACAAGAGCUUAGAAGCCGCUGUGUUGCUAAGCAACCUGCGGGUGUUGGACUUUCGAGGACUUCGUGUUUGCGUACGCGCGGAGCCGUGA